This is a messenger RNA of Ceratotherium simum simum (southern white rhinoceros), 1692 nucleotides long. It is a transcript of the gene LRRC69, whose product is annotated as leucine rich repeat containing 69. Gene Ontology annotation, molecular function: protein binding. The record is from RefSeq and is a predicted model, not a curated record. Gene Ontology annotation, cellular component: cytoplasm. Lineage: Eukaryota; Metazoa; Chordata; Mammalia; Perissodactyla; Rhinocerotidae.
GAAAAGCAGAAUAAAUGCCUGAUUUUUUUCCUUUAUCAAUUUUCAGACCAAUGAGUUUGUUCUCUAACAAGUCCCAAUGUAAUCAAUGAUUUUCUUUUGUUUUUAAAAUACCAUUAUGAAUUCUUAGAUUUUAAAGUAUUUUAAUGUGUUUCAGUUCACUCUAGGUUAUUCAUUCUUUCUGAUCCUCAAAUUUUCCCAUUUUAGGACCAGUGGGAGCCCCUAGAAGGGGGCUUCUGUGUCCUUUUGACGUGAUAUCAUUGGUUUUUGAUAACUUCCAUGUCUCUAGCUAAGAUAUCCUACGCUCAUCUUGUACAUUUACUGCCCCAAACCUGGAAUCACCUAUUACCCCUUUCCACUUUUUACACAGGAAACUGUCUUGUGCCUCCCACCUUCACCAUGGUAGAUCUCAGAAUGUUUUUGUUUCCAUGACACACUAAUUCUGCAAUUAGAAGUUCUAAAGAUGCAUCAUAAGGAACUUAAUCCCAAAUGGUUACCUUCUCCCUUUUCUAUUUCUCUUCCAAGCCCAUGGCUGAAAGGUUGUUGGUAAGAGCAUUGAAGGGUGGGAAAAGCACUAAGAUUGUUACCCUGAAUGGCAAGAAGAUGACAAAGAUGCCCUCCACAUUAGAAAAACUGCCUGGCCUGAAGACUCUAGACCUUCAGAAUAACCUAAUCCCCAAAGUGUGCCCAGAGAUAACCACCUUGACCCAGUUGACCUCACUAAAUCUGGGAAACAAUCUUUUAGAAGAAGUUCCAGAAGAGAUGAAAUACCUUACAUCCCUCAGGAAGCUCCAUUUAUUUGGAAAUAGGAUUCGUAGAUUUGCAGCUGGUGUGUGUGAUGGCUUACAAAAUUUGAUCCUGCUUAAUCUGAACAACAAUCAGCUUACGUGGAUUCCUCCAGAAAUCAGCAGAUUAAGAAGUGUUACACGUUUGAGUAUUAGUCAUAACCAGCUAGCCAGCAUUCCUAGAGAACUUUGUUUCCUUGAGAAUCUUUCUGAGCUUCAGCUUAACUACAAUCAGCUCAUUUGCAUACCUGAAGAGAUUAAAUUCCUGAAGAAGCUCCAGAAGCUUCUUCUGGUCAGGAACAACAUUGAAGUUUUGCCAGAGGGACUAUGUGAUCUUAUAACCCUAAAAAGCCUAGACAUAGCUGGAAAUAUUAUUCAGAUAUCCCAUCAAGAGUAAUAUCCAAAAGGUUUUCAGAAUCUGAAGCUGAGGGAACUCUACUGUGAGGAAAACCCGCUGUUGCUGAGGCAGCCAGUGAAGGCUGUAGGACAGGAGAACGUCUGGACUCUGCAGGAAAUAACAUCAAGAUUUAUAAUGAAUCAGCUAGCAGAAAAGAAUCUUUUCCUAAUGCAAGCCAUAGAAUGGUACCCACAGGUCAGGAACAUGAUCUCUCAGGGAAGAAAAUGUGCAAUAUGUGGAAAGUCCUUUUUAACAGUAUGGCUGGAAUGUGUUGAAUUUGUUCCUCCAUCAAAGAACUGGAAGAUAAGCAGAAAUCCACUGGUACCUCUUCGAAUAUUAAUUUGUUCUUACAAAUGUUUUAAUCAGCGUGGCCCUAACCUCUUUGGAAUUGCUCAAGUGUAGAGUAGGUGAGAGGCUCAUUUAGAGCCUCAUACGACUUGUCCUGUCAGCUCUGCACACAGUCAAAUUACGCCCUACUUAUAAUACCAUGCUGUGUUUCUUCUGUUUAUCAAU